Molecule: messenger RNA, 384 nt
Organism: Vanrija pseudolonga
Lineage: Eukaryota; Fungi; Basidiomycota; Tremellomycetes; Trichosporonales; Trichosporonaceae
Exons: 2
Coding region: 1-384 (127 amino acids)
Source: RefSeq, a predicted model, not a curated record
AUGAAGCUCUCCAUCGUUGCCCUCAUCUCCGUCCUCGCCGCCUCGGCUUCGGCGCAGUCGUUCUACGACGUUCAGCACAACUCCACCUGCUCGGUUGGCAAGGACAACCUCGUGACCUGCACUCCUGGAGAGCUGGGCAAGGAGCUCCCUACUGUCAGCAUGGCCAACGAGGAGCCUGCCACUCAGGAGGUCGAGGUCGACAUCCCCAAGGACAUUGCCUCGCGUACCCUCAAGUUCUGGCUCGGCCCCCGCCCGGUCGACUUCUGUAUCGCCACAUGCUACAACCACGGUUACUGCAAGGUCAAGGUCACCAAGCACGGCAAGUGCAAGUGCCUCAAGCGUACUUGGUCGCGCUACCCCUGCAUUCCAUGCCUCAAGUGGUAA